Messenger RNA from Peronospora matthiolae, 3399 nucleotides. The record is from the annotation of a GenBank genome assembly. NCBI's taxonomy places the organism in Eukaryota, Oomycota, Peronosporomycetes, Peronosporales, Peronosporaceae.
AUGAAAGCUGCGCGUGCCAGUUGCGAGGGGUUUCUCACGUUCCGCACGAGUCCGUCCUCGCCGCCGCCGAUGCUGCGCCGGUACUGCUUCCUCGUGGGCACGUCGUUCCAUUAUUAUAGCACACAGGAAGAUGCGUACCAUAUGCUGCGGAUCAAGGGCGAAGCAGACGUGUUGGGCGUGCAGGAGUGGGACGGGAAAGGCAAUAUGCACAUUUACACACACGGUUUUUUGUUUGCGACGACGCAGAAUAAGGUGUUUUAUGCCUAUGCUGACACGGCCAUGGAUAAGGAAAAGUGGAUCCGAGCGAUCCAGACUGUUGUGGAGACGACUGUUCCGCGUCUGGCAGCUGCCAUGCUUUUUCAGCAGGCAACAUCACUGGAGGUUGUUCCUUCACCAGUGAGCGUCGUGACGGUGCCGUCGAAUGAGACGGACGUGACGUGCAAUUGUCCGGAUUGCACACGACUGGCGGCUGGAGCUGCGGCGGCAGGCCAACCGGCACCUGCUGGAGCAACGAUGUUGUAUAAAUGCAACAGUUGCGAUGGACUCUUUUGCGAUAAGUUUACGACGGGCAAAGUGCCGUUGCCACAGCGAUCGUGUUACUCUGCUAAGCGCGUGUGUGGUCGCUGCUACGAAGCACAGAAUUACAUAAACUAUUUGCGCGCCAUGGUGGAGCGUCUGAAGGCUGGUAUUUGCUUGUACCCGCGCCAGCUAAACCCCGAGGCACCUAUUGAGCUCAUUAUGCCGAAACGUCCACUGCAGACUGAGUCGGCUAAAAUUGCGAUCGACUUACUUAAAGCGAAAGUGAUUACCGCAGAAGAAUGUGAAGAGAUCUUGCUAAAGGAUCGACGAUUUUACGACCACACGAUGGACCAUCCUGAGAUCCCGCUCGACUUGACAAUAUUGGGCCUGCACCGUGAGUUUCGUGCACGCACCUUUAGCGUGUAUCGUGCUGUUAUUUUGCUGCAUCGUCACCUGGAUAGUGAUCCUCUGCUGUUCAAGCCCAUUGUGGAAAAGUUGCUUCACUUUUCGUACACACGGAUUAACCAAGUAGAGUUUUAUUGGCCCCAGAUCGUGCACGCGUAUUUGUCGAUUCCGAACUUUGAUUUUGAGAAGAUAUUUUGGCUGGACGAGCUUAUCCUGUCGGUCUGUUCGCGCUCUAUUCACCUUGCGCUUCUUCUUCGAUGGCAACUUCAAGGUGCACUCGAGGACUCGUUUGAUUCGCGGAAACCCAAGGAGAUGCAGGACAAAUACGCACGUGUGGUACGUUUGAUGGUUGAGGUUGAACGUGAGGUCGCUGGCGUCGACCGAGCGACUGUGCUCAGUCGUGAUCCACAGCAGGGGACACCGGAGGUACACAAGCGCAAUUUGCCGAUGCCUACGGACGACCAACUACAUUUGAUUGUGAAGCUAACGGAGGAGAUUGCAAACUAUCGCCGACAAGCACACGGUUCUGCUUGCGGCAUGUUCUCGCCUCAAAGUGGGCAUUCUUUUUUUCAGCCGUCGUUGUCUAUGACACAAACCGAUCCGAGCCGUAGCAAUUCGAUUGAUGCUGACGCAGAUAGCCGAUUCCGCGAUUUCUCGCGCUUUCAGCAGCAUCUGCUCACGCCGAAGGAGAACUUGAACUCCAUGUUGCUUUCGCACUGUGCCGCUGACGAAUUUGAGCAAGACGAACGGUUAUCUACUUUCGAAGAGGAAGAUGGUAACAACCAGCCAACCAGCAUUUUCAGUGAGUCCAUGCGACGCAUGAGUCAGACCGACAAGUCAUUGCUGGCAAGACAUUUCGCUGACGAAUGCGAUUUCGUUGAGCAGAUAACCGAUAUUGCAGAGGCGCUUCGUUUCGUGCCUUCCAUUCAAGAUCGAAAGGCCCAGUUGCCAUCGUACUUGAUGAAAUUGCAUUUACCUCCGAUGGCAUACGUGCCACUGGUGAAGGCGACGGACCCAUUCGAGCGUAUCGUGCGGAUACCUACGAAGGAAGGCACUGCUUUCUCGACUAAGGCUCGUGUCCCAAUUUUACUGAUAUUCGAGGUGUUACGCGGUAACCCUUUCGAUGAAGACCAAGCGAUUCCCGAAUCACCGCGAUCUCCUUCGACGCAACCUCAAAACGGCAAUACAAUCGAAUCGUGUGAAGUCAACUAUGCUGAAGAUGACGAGAUUGGAGAGCUUAUUGGGCACCAAGCCAUUGAAGCAUUUGGAGAUGAUGCGGGAGAUGCUGACGAGUUUCGAUCGCAGUCUUUUGUUCCUUUGCCUGUGGUGUCACAGUUAUCUCACACCUCACUCGCCGCUCUUCGUCGUGUGCCGAUUCCUCAGACACCGAUUGACGUUCCUGACAUCGUGUCAACACCGUCAACGGCCCGAUCAGUCCGUAUGCAGUUUAAUAACAAGUCCAUGGGUGCUUUGACCACAGACGGCAAACUAACGGCCAAGGGUGUGUCGUCAGUAGCUUUGGAAAUGGAUUUAGCAACUGGCAACUUGACAGCAGAAGCAGUCGAGCGUGAAAAAGCACGUCGUCGGGACUUUGAGGCAGCUUUUGGUGAAUCGUGGAGCUCGAAACGUGCAAGACUGAAGGCUGCGUCGCCGUACGGCCAUCUUCCUGGAUGGGACAUCGUGUCCAUGAUCGGCAAGAGCAAUGAUGAUCUUCGCCAGGAGGUAUUUACACUGCAAUUGAUUCAAAAGUUUGUCGAGAUUUUCAGGAGUGCAAAUUUGCCGAUGUGGGUGAAGAGGUACCGAAUUAUUGCUACGAGUUCAUCCACUGGGCUCAUUGAGACUUUGAUCAAUGCGAUAUCGCUGGACGGUCUGAAGAAGCGCGAAGGCUACAUUUCGUUGCUUCAUCAUUUUAAGAAGUCGUACGGGCCGCCUGAUUCGCGCCGGUUUAAGGAAGCUCAGCGGAAGUUCGUCCGGUCAAUGGCAGGCUACUCGUUGGUGUGUUACUUUCUUCAAAUUAAGGACCGGCACAACGGUAAUAUCAUGCUGGACAACGAAGGCCACAUAAUCCAUAUUGACUAUGGGUUCUUGCUCGGAAUUGCGCCGGGUGGAAUGUUGAGCAUCGAGACAGCACCAUUUAAACUGACAGCCGAGAUGGUAGAAACCAUGGGUGGACAGGAGUCCGAGGGCUUCAAAGAGUAUGUGACGCUUUGCACGAGAGGCUUUGUUGCAUGCCAACAGCACUGCGACGAAAUCUGCGACCUCGUGGAUGUUAUGUCGCGUCAGUCGCCGUAUCCGUGCUUUCUGGGCAUUGACGCUGAUUAUAUCUUGUUGCGCUUGCGCUCGCGCUUCAAGCUGUCAUUAUCAAAACAGGAGACUGUGGCGCACGUGUUGUCGCUCGUCCGUAAGAGCAACAACAACUACAGCACGCGGCAGUACGAUAACUUCCAGCGCAUGACGAACGGCAUUCUUCCGUAG